CUUCUGUGCAAACUUUUUCAAAAACGAAUUAAAAACGAAGAAGAUACCAUAUGGUAUGCAGUUGGUACCGAGAGGCCAGAAUUUUUUUUUCUAAAAAAAUAUUGAAAAUUGUUCUCAUUUGGUAGAGCACGAUGAACUCGUUCCAUCUGUGCAAAAAAAUAAAUUAAAAUCCGAGUUAAAACGAAAAAGAUAUGAGCCGAUUAAGAAAGCUAGGAAACAUAAAAAUGGUCCUUAAUUUUCCAUCUUUAGAUCUGGAUUUUCUAAAUGAAUGGUCCAAAUUUGGUUAUUGAUUGAUGCAUAACCCAUAGUUAUGCACCCUAUCUUGAGCCGUCAUUAAGUACUAACAAUCGUGAGGAAGCUAUGGUGUCCUUUGACUAGAUUAAUUAAGCCUUGCUGGAUGCCCUUAAAUUAAAUGGUACAGUACAGUCGUCUCUCCAUGACUCCAUCCUUCUCCGAUAGAUGGCUGUUUAUUUCUAUUUUAUACUAAAUAAAUAAAUAGAGACAGUGAUUUUUGAAUUUGGUUACAUAAAUUAAUAUCACGUAGAGAGAGAAACGUAGAGAGAGGUGAGGGAUUCUGGUACGCGAGGUUUUCCGAUCUCGAGCUCGCUGCCAGCUCCGGCACCUGCGCCGGAGCAGCUCUCUUCCGCUUCUAUUACUUUUCUUAUGAGUGAGACGAGGGAAGCGAUGUAAAUUCAGUUUCGGGGGUGCCAAAUGGUGAUAAUCGGGGGAUUCCAACGAAACCCUGGGCGUCACUGUUUGGCAUCUCUGAGGCUAAUCGCUUGACAUACAUACCACCGGAAGUUGUUAAUGGCGGAUUGCGUAUGCCCAGAGCUGUACGAGAUGCUGGAGCGGCGGUGGAAGAAUAGCCUGGUCGGGAAAUUUCUUCAGGAUCCACCUCCUCUGUAUGUACUGCGUCGUUGGGCGAACAAGCUCUGGGGGCGCGAUGGCCAGGUACGGGUCUCAUUGCUCUACGAUCGGAUGUUGCUGAUACAGUUGCCAAAUCAGAAGGUAUGUGAUUGGAUUCUGGAGAACGGCCCAUGGUUCCACUUCAAUAAUCUACUUUAUCUUCGACCAUGGACUCCGGGAAUUAGUGUUGAGGAUCUGGGGAGGAAGGCUCUGCCGAUUUGGGUGCAUUUUGCUAAUGUCCCACUGGAGUACAAUGAUUAUCAGGGUUUAAGUCGAAUUGCUAGUUGGAUUGGGGUGCCGUUGGGUGUUGAUCAUACCACAAGGAUGGGAGAUAGACAUGGGUAUGCUAAGGUGCUGGUGGAACUCACAGUAGAUAGUGAAUGUCCAGAUCAUGUGUUAUUGUGGCCAGAUGAUGACUCUUCGUUAAGGAUUGGUAUUACUUACUGUAACUUGCCUCCUAUUUGCUCUAAAUGUCAUCUGUUUGGUAUUAUUGGGGAAUGUACUAAGCAUCAAGGUCACCAACAAGGUCAGAAAUGGGUUCCAAAUCAAGUUAAUCUUGUGAUUUCUAUUACAGAAAAGGUGCAAAGUGCCAAAUUGGAUGUUCCAGUGGUAGUGCAGGAUCAAACAGUGGGUAAUGGAAAUGGUAAGGAAGUGGUGCUAUAUGAUGCUGAUCCUCAACUAAGUGCUAUCAUUCCUGAGCUUGCAGGGACGAGCCAGAUUCCUCUCAACCUAGAGAAAUCCUUUCAAGAUGUAGCUAGUUCUCCUAAGCUUCCUACUGUGGAUGAAUUUCAGAUGGUAGUAAAUGGGGCUAAGCCUCGCAUUUGGUCUCCUCAGUCAAGUCCUCAGAUUCAGACUACAUCAGCAUUUACUGCACUAAGUAAGCUGGAUGAAAACAAUAUCAUUAAGGUUCAAGCAGCUCCAAAAAAGAAGGAUGGUAAGAAAGAGGUUAAGAAGGGUGGGGGGAAACCCUCUUCCUCCAAAUGAUUAUCUUAUUCUGGAAUGUAAGGGGGUUUAACAAAACCUCCAAACAAAGGGACUUGCUUCAAGUCCUGCGUAGAAAUAAGGUAGAUGUUGUAGCUGUUUUAGAAACCAGAAUUCAAAAAGAGAAAGCUGAUAAGGCAGUAGAGGAAGUAUUUCAAGGCUGGGAGAGGUACCUGAACUUUGUUGAUUCAAAUCUGGGGCGUGUGUGGCUGUUUUGGAAUCCUGACAUUAAGCUCAGGGUGCUAAAACCGGGAAAAAAUUAUAUGCACUGUAUAGUUGAAGAUAUUGAUAGAAGCAGUUUCUUUUUAACAGCAGUCUAUGAUGCAAAUGAUGAGGUAGAAUGUAAGGCAACUUAUGAGGACAUAGCAAGGGUGAAAGUGGAUGGUUAUCCUUGGAUUGUGGGGGGGGGGGACUUCAAUACAGUACGUGUACCAGCUGAAACAUCAAAUCUCUCCUGUGUGACCCAAAGUAUGACUGAUUUUAAUGACUGGAUAGGUACAAUGGAGCUGCUGGAUUAUAGAAUGACAGGGCCACAGUUCACUUGGACUAAUAGGCAGCUGAAUAAUCCUAUUGCCAAGAAACUUGAUAGGGCUCUGGUCAAUAUUAAGUGGAUAGAAUCUUACAAGGACUGUGCAAUGGAGGUCUUUCCUGCAGGGUUCACUGAUCACUGUGGGGUUCAAGUCAAUACUACAUCCUCUGUUACUUCUUAUCCAAAACCAUUUAAAUAUUUUGAGUUUUGGGCUGAGCAUCCGUUGUUUCUAGAGGUGGUUGAGACAGCUUGGGCAAAAAAGGUUGAGGGUACACCUAUGUAGAUAAUACAAGGUAAAUUGCGUGAAGUGAAACAAGCAUUGAAAAAAUUCAAUAAAGAGGUAUAUGGGGAAUUGCAUAAACAAGUUGAAGAGGCUGCAGAGGAAUUCAAGAGAGUACAAGUGCAGGCUCUCUCAGAUCCUACAACUACUCAUUUUGAAGCAGUCAAGGUAUGUAAACAGAAAUUGGAUCAGAUCAGUAUGGCAUAUGAAAGUUUUUGUUGGUAGAAGUCUAGGGUUUCAUGGUUGACAGUAGGAGAUACAAGUUCAGCAUUUUUUCAUCAAGCUGUGAAGAUAAGAAACUCAAAAAGAGCUAUUAGAAGGCUAAUUACUGAGGCUGGGGUAGAAUUAACACAAACGGAUCAGAUAAGGGAGGAAGUCACUUCUUACUACAAAAGAUUGUUGGGUACUGCAAAUCAGGACAUCAAACCUGUGAAGGAAGAAGUAGAGGAGUUAGUUCAGCAAAAGUUGUCAGGGACAGAUUGCUUGUUUUUAAACCGUUCCAUUACACCUGAAGAAGUGAAGGAAGCUGUAUUUGCUAUGAGUCCACAAAAGGCCCCAGGGCCAGAUGGGUUCUCUGCUGGCUUUUACAAGAGAACUUGGCAUAUCAUAGGUGUUGAUGUAACAAGAGGGGUGCUGCAUUUCUUUCACACAGGUGCCAUGCCCAGUGGUGUGAAUUCCACUGCUGUUUCCUUGCUCCCUAAGGUACAAAAUGCUGAUACUUUAAAGAACUUCAGGCCAAUAUCUUGUGUGAAUAUACUGUAUAAGAUUGUGGCCAAAAUACUUGCUAAGAGGAUUAGAGAAGUGUUGCCAAAAGUUAUAAGUGGUACUCAAUCUGCAUUCAUAAAAGGGAGGAAUAUAAUGGAUAAUAUCCUGUUGGCACAAGAACUGGUUAGUGGAUAUCAUAGGAAAGAUCUGUCUUCACGAUGUGCUAUUAAAGUUGACAUUAUGAAAGCAUUUGACUCGGUUAAUUGGUCAUAUCUUUUCCUUAUGAUGGAUUCUAUGGGAUUUCCGGAUCAGUUUAUGAAAUGGAUUAAAAGCUUUCUUCAAACAGCUCAUUACAGUAUAAAUGUAAAUGGUAGUCUGUGUUGUUUUUUUAGAGCAAGGAAGGGGGUCAGGCAGGGUGAUCCAUUAUCACCCUACCUUUUCACUAUAGCCAUGGAAGGGCUCACUUCACUGUUAAAGAAGGCUGGACAAACAGGGGCAAUUCCCUUUCAUCCACAGUGUAGGAGGGUGUCUCUAAACCAUGUCUGUUUUGCAGAUGAUAUUUUGGUUUUCACAGUUGGUUCUGCACAGGCUAUUUUGCAAGUUAAAGCAGUAUUACAACAUUUUUAUAAGAUAUCAGGUCUGAAUAGCAAUCCAGCAAAGUGUGAGAUUUAUUUUGGUGGGGAAUCAGUGAUUUACAAAAGGAAUGCAUUGAAUCUUUCUGGUUUCCAGGAGGGACAGCUCCCUGUUAGGUAUCUGGGAUUACCAUUGAUAACUGGCAAACUAUCCUAAAAAAAAAUUGAUACUUAAGUGGAUAAGCUAACAAAGAAGAUGAAGUCCUGGAGGGCAAAGAAGUUAACAUAUGCGGGUAGACUACAAUUACUUAGUACUGUGUUGCUAGGUAUUGUUAAUUACUGGAUGCAAUUAUUUGUACUGCCUAAACAAGUUUUCAAACGAAUCCAGCAGGUAUGUUCACAAUUCCUUUGGCAUGGGAUUGAUGAGGGCAGAGCUAAAGUAGCUUGGAAGUUCAUUUCUCUUCCUAAAAAAGAGGGCGGAUUGGGAGUAAAAGAUUUAGUGAGUUGGAAUGAGGCUUGCACUAUUAGACUGCUUUGGCUAUUUCUGUUGAAUUCUGGAACCUUAUGAGUAGCCUGGAUGCAUGCAUAUAAAUGUAAGCAGGGGGAUCUAUGGACAAUGAAGAUUUCCAACACUAGUUCCUGGACGUGGAGAAGAUUGUUGAAGUUAAGAUCUUUGAUUCAAAGCUGGUUACACACACAAUAAUGAUAUUUACUGGGGGACAAAGUUGAUGAAGAAAUACUCAGUGCGUCAGGUUUGGGAAACAAUAAGAAACAGGGAGGCUGAGGUACCUUGGUAUAAGUUGGUGUGGUGUAAACCCUGUCCAUUGAGGUACAGUUUCUUGACAUGGCUUAUACUUAGAAAUUCUAUUACUACUCGUGACAAGUUGUUGAGAUGGGGGAAGAUUACUGAUGCUUCCUGCUUGUUAUGUGGAGGGGCUGCAGAAUCAAGAGAGCAUUUGUUUUUGCAAUGCUUGUAUAUACAACAGGUUUCCUCUGCUUUCAGUUCCACUCUAUUUCACUAUGGUGAUUGGGAUGAAAUGUUGAAUGGUAUGAUAACUAUAGUAAGCAGGGACUCACAGCUGGGGCGAUGGCAUGCUAUGGUCUGGUGUUUUAUUGUAUCUUUUGUGUGGAAGGAAAGAUGUGCUGUAGUUCAUGGAUCGGUAUGCAAGCCUCCUGCGAAGCUAGCUGCAAUGCUGAGGGAGGAAGUAAAUUACAUAGUUACUACUCACGCAGAGUAAAAGGCUGAAUUAGAAGGGUUGGGGUAUAUCUAGUUUGAAUUUCCUUAUAUUCUUAGUUUGAUUUUCCUUUCUGUAAGUAAGAGGGUUAUAUGAGUGGAGAGAGUUAGAAGAGGCAGCUGUUUUGUUUUCCUUUUUGAGUCUUCAUGACUCUCCUCGUUGUAUUGGUUCCUUUUCUUUAAAUAUACAGAGGCUGAUUCAACGAAGAAAAAAAAGACAGUGAUUUUUUAAAAAAAAAGAUUGGGUUAAUGGGCAGGUUACUUUUACCAACCAAAAAAAAAAAAAUACUGGCCUCCUGAAUCGCCAUUAAUUACUCCACUAGAUUGUACUCCGGCCCGUUGGCCGGUUGCAAUAUGAAAACACCAAUUGACAAAAGUUCAAAGUUUAAAUUUCAAUAAUAUUCCUUUUCUUAUAUAUUUGUGUCAUGAUUAUAUUAUAUGUCAAUUUCAUGCGAAUUAACAAACAAUGAUAACAGUUUUAUUAAAUAGCAAGACAGUUUCUUAAUUUUGACCACUGAGAAAGUCUAAUUUCUCAAUUGCUUGGAAAAUAGAAAAUGAGCAUCCACAAGAAUGAUUACUAACAUUGUAAACGUUGCCUUUUAUAUAAAUUAUUUUUGAAAUUAAAAAGAUAGAACUCAUGCAAGGAUAUAUAAACUUAUAAAAAAUUUAAUGAUAUGAUAUUAUAGGUAUUCUAAAAUGACCAAUAUCCAGUUUCUUUGUUUCGUACUAUCCAGUUUUAGAAGAUGAUUGUAAUCGUAUAAGUUUGAUUGGGUAGGAAGGAGUCUGAUAGGUAGAAAUUGGUAGAAGAUUACUGGUGUUUUUUUUGGUUCUACAGAUCACAUGGUACUUUCCAUUCUAGAAUUUCCCCUUCGUUGUAUCAGAGUGUGGAAUGUGUUUGCCUUUGCACUUUUUCUUGUUAAUAAAAUGGGAAUUAAUUCAACGAAGAAGAAAAAAUGACCAAUAUCAAUACCUCUUUACUAUCAAUAAUCUUCAUAAUCAACUUCACUAUAUGCAUCAUCAACUAACACUUCUCUCACUGUAAUACAUUUCUCGUAGGAAUGUUGAUAACUUUUUCAUAUACACGCAUUUUUCUUUAAUAAAAAGCACGUCUUCUUCUUGGUAAUUUUUUCAAUGAUUAAUCAGUUCUCUUCAACUCUAACUUAUGUUAAUUAAUUUGUGAAGGUUUAAAAUGGAUAGUAAUAAUUUUUAAUAUCAAGCAGUGCGAAAUAGUUAGUGAGAUUAUAAACAAUUGAUAGUUGUUCAUGUCGUUAUAAAACUUAUUUUCUGCUUCACAUAGAGACUAAUAAUAGUCCAUCACACCUUUUGGUGGUAUGAAAAUGACUCUUUAUUCUCCUAAAUCAAAUGUGACAUGAACACACAUUAAAUUAUAAGAUGCAUAUGAUUAAAAAUUAUCUGUAAAAAAGAAAAUCAAUCACAAUAUUUAAUUGUUUGGAUGAUUCUCUACGGGAAAUAUUUCUUUCAAGCAUUGAACUACAAAAUUUGUAGUCGUAAAAAUAUUAGUCUAAAUAAUAUAUAAGUAAAAUAGUUGAUGAUGGAGAGGGUUCUAACAUGAACAUGACAACCUUAGUUAAUUAGUUAUUAGGGAUGAAAAUUUUGCCCAAACUCAUGGGCAUUUUAAAAAAUCUAUGAGAUCCAAAUAGAUGCUAAAUGUGUAGAGUUUGAUGAGUUUGUACCCAUACCCAUUUAUUUGGUUUGAGUUGGAUUUUUAAUUUAUGAAUUUUGGUUUGUACCCAUACCCAUUGUAAAUUACAAUUUGGUAUCUAAGCUUAAUAUAUCUGUAAUUUUUUUGCAUAAGUCAUAUUGAUAUCGAUUAUAUUAGUAUCUAAAAUGUUUAUGUAUUACAAUUUGAUGCCUAAACUUUUAUGUUUUACAAAUAGGUCCAAUUUUUGUUUGUGUAGUUAAGAAAAACCUCAAGCAAAUGGGUAUCAGUAUCCAACCCAUGUCCAUUUAGAGUAUGAAAGCAAUAUUCAUACCCUACUCAAACCCAUGUCAAACCCAUAUAUACUUCACCCAUAUCCUACCUAUAAUCAAUGGAUUUACUUGUAUUUGGGUAAAUUUAAAUCGAGAGGUUCGUAUGAAUUAUUAAAACCCAAAAUAAAAAAUGAAAACGGGCUUGCUUGAAAAUAUAUAGGCCCGUAUGAAUUAUUAAACCCAAAACAAAAAAGUUCGGCUGAAUUAAGUAUAAAAAAGAAGAAUAGACUAAACUGCCCUUCCAUGCUUUGCGCACGAUUCAGGAAAAAGGGAUCUAAGUGGGUGCUGCGGUAGAACGUGCUUAUAUGAAUGGUUUGAUUUGAUGAUUGAUGUAAAUGGAGCCACAUAUGGUAAUUUGGCAAAUAUAUUCAGUGGGUGGGUUUGCUCUCAUUAGUGUAAAUUCAGUGAUGUUUCAAAUUGCUUUUUAUGACCUUUGGCAUGAAUAGAUUUUAACCAUGCAUUUAUCUCUUAGAUAAGCUAUAUAUAUUGCCACAAAAUAUAGAUUUACUAUAAACUGCAAUUCUGCGAUGUCCAAAAUGUUGUUUGAUCAAUUUAUUUUCACCGUUUCCAAUAUGUUACUUCAAAUAAAUACUUAAAAAUCUU
Messenger RNA from Linum trigynum, 7802 nucleotides. The record is from the annotation of a GenBank genome assembly. NCBI's taxonomy places the organism in Eukaryota, Viridiplantae, Streptophyta, Magnoliopsida, Malpighiales, Linaceae.